Molecule: messenger RNA, 2704 nt
Organism: Manihot esculenta (cassava)
Lineage: Eukaryota; Viridiplantae; Streptophyta; Magnoliopsida; Malpighiales; Euphorbiaceae
Product: transcription factor BIM1
Exons: 11
Coding region: 702-2516 (604 amino acids)
Biological process (GO): DNA-templated transcription
Molecular function (GO): protein dimerization activity; DNA-binding transcription factor activity
Source: RefSeq, a predicted model, not a curated record
GCAAGCGCGCAAGAGAGAGAGAGAGAGAGACUCCUAUGCAUUGCUCUUUCUUUGACAGCGCUGUAUGUUUAGAAGAAAAUAAUUUUUUUUCCAAAAAAUAGGAAAAAGGAAAAAGGGAGAGAUAUUUUUUGUCCAAAUUCGAAAAAGAUUCUUGAAGCAUUUUGUUUCAGAAUUUACCAUCAGGUUUCGAUCAAUUUCCCUGUAUAUUUGGCUCUUGAAUUCAGUUUCGGUUUUUGAAGCAUUCUUCAGCUGAAAUUACACGUAAAAUUUCCAUAAUUCAGAUAAAAGUGGCGUUAAUUCUGGUAUUAAAUAGCAUUUGAGAGAAUUUUAUCUGGAAAAAGGAAAAUUCAAGAGUCUUUCAAAUACAGCAACUGCGAAUCGGAGGCCUAAGUUCAAAUCCAGACUUUAAUUUGCUUCGGGAAGUAAUGCACCUCCGAUCUUAGGCGAGUUCUGACAUCUCUUAAAGUAUUCUGCUUUUCCUCGACAAACGGAUCUGACAACAAGAAGCAUUUACAAGAAAAAAAAAAUCCAUCUAGCUUUCAAAAUCUGGAAUUCAGUUCCAGCUCCUGAAUCUAGGCAGUUUCGCAACGUAGUCCAGACAUAUUGAUCACCGGAAUUGUUCAAAUCCAUUUUCUAUAUUCCAAACAAGAAGGAAAAUAAAAGAAAAAUUAUUGAGUUUAUCAAAAUUAUCUCAGCCGCACAUGGAGCUUCCUCAACAACAGCGCCUCUUUGAAACCGAAGGAAGGAAACCAGCACACGACUUUCUCUCACUUUGCAGUCAUUCAAUUGUCCAACAAGAUCCAAAGCCACAUUCUCAAGGUUACCUCAAGACUCAGGAUUUUCUACGACCAUUGGAACGGAUAGGGAAGGUCACUGCUAAGGAAGAAACCACAGUUGAUAUUUCAUUGCUUGAAAAGCCAUUGCCUCCAGCACCGCCACCCUCUGUGGGGCAUAUCCUCCCUGGUGGGAUUGGGACUUUCAGUAUUAGCCAUGUUUCUAAUUGUUUUAACCAAAGAAUCUCAAAGCCAGAAAGUAGCGCAAUAUUUACUGUAGCUCGAGCAAGUAGUACAGAAAAAAAUGAGGAGGAUUCCAAUUGCAGUUCUUAUACCGGGAGUGGAUUCACCCCGUGGGAAGAAUCUGCAUUGAAGAAGGGAAAGACAAGGAAGGAGAAAGAGGAAGAAAGAUCCAACACCGUAAGAGAGACGGCAGCGAAGGCGAAGGCGGGGCAUUGGACGUCAUCAGACAGGCCAUCACCGUCGUCAACAAACACCCAUCGGAAUAGUUUCAGCUCUCUUUCGUCCUCUAAGUCUGUCUAUGUUUCCUUCACUUUUUGUUUUCUCUUCAUGCACUCCCGUCCUAGUUUUUCAAUUAAACAGCUGAUGAUCACGGAUGUAUGGCUAAUUAACAGGCCAUCAGGGAAGAAGGGACAGAGCUUCCUAGAAAUGAUAAAAUCAGCCAAAGAUAGUGCCGAUGAUGAUAAUUUAGAUGACGAGGAGAAGUUCGUCCUUAAGAAAGAAACCCCUUCACCUAUCCAUAAAGGGGAAUUAAGGGUAAAAGUGGAUGAAAAGAGCACCGACCAUAAAACUAACACGCCACGAUCGAAACAUUCCGCCACUGAGCAACGGAGGAGGAGCAAAAUAAAUGACAGAUUUCAGAAGUUGAGAGAACUCAUACCUCAUGGCGACCAAAAGAGAGACAAAGCAUCCUUCCUUUUAGAGGUUAUCGAGUACAUUCAGUUUCUACAGGAGAAAGUACAAAAGUAUGAAGGGUCAUACCAAGGAUGGAACGAUGAACCUGCAAAAUUGGUGCCGUGGAGAAAUGGUAACAGGCCUUCAGAAAGUUGUGUCGAUCAACCUCGGGGAAUGAAUAGUGGUGCUGGUCCUGCGUUACUGUUCGCUGCAAAGUUCGACGAGAAAAACAUCAAUAUUGUUCCAACCAUUCCAGGAAAUACACGGAACCCAGUAGAGUCCGAUAUGAACUCGACUUCUGCCUUUGAACUGCUGGAUCAACAUCCUGGAAUAACAAAUAAAGCAAUGUCUUUUCCUAUGCCACUGCAGCCAAACUUCUUCAAUUCUAGUAGAACUGGUGGUGCAGUGGCUCAAGUUCCACCUAGGCUGAUAUCAGAUGCGGAGAACAGGACAAGUCAAUCUCAACCGCAAAACCAGACACAUCAUACCAGAUCAUUUACCAAUAAUGGAGCUGUUGCCAUUGAUAAGCUGAAAGAAAAGGAGCUGAGCAUUGAAGGGGGUACAAUUAACAUCUCAAGUGCAUACUCUCAAGGGUUGCUAAAUACUCUGACACAGGCACUGCAGAGUUGUGGAGUAGAUUUGUCACAGGCCAGCAUCUCAGUGCAAAUUGAGCUGGGAAAGCGACCAAAUAAAAGACCAAUUACUCCAACAUCUAUCUUUAAGGAUAAUGAAAUUCCCUCUAACAACCAAGGCACAAUAUGGCCAAGAGUCUCAAGCGGAGAGGAAUCCCAUCAAGCCCUAAAGAAGCUCAAGACACGUAAAAGUUAGUACAAAUGUGUCAUAAUAUUCUCUUUUUUCUUUUAACUUAAUUUUUUUCAUUAUUUUUUUUCAUACCCUGUGUCGUCAUGGGAGUUUGUUCAUGACUUCUCCUGGUUUAUAAACUACCCAGUUGAGACCGAGACGAAGUGUACAUGUAGCUGUUUUCUGUUUUUUGAGAGCACAGGAUUCCUAACAAA